UGGUGUUGUAACGUCAUUUACGUGUCUUCGUAUGCCAAGAAUUUACUGAAAAGGAAUUCUUAUAACGAUUUUGUGUCCAACAUGCCGUGACCGUGUUGAAUUUUCGGAAAUACGAAGACGACAGAAAAUAGACUAAAAAUGGGUUGCUAUAUUCCAUUUACUAUAUUAAGCAAUAACUGAUGUUAAUUAUUUUAUUUUCAGUAUGAUUAGAGUUUGGAAAACAGAACUUCGACAUUAUUUUUUAUCACAUGUUAAAAACAAGUGCACUCAUCAUCGUAUGCGACGCUUUAGUUGUGUGUAGUGGCUUGUAGUCUGUGAUUUCAUGGCAGUGUACUGCGAAGCUAGAGUACUUUUUAUUUGUUAUCAACAUCUGUAGUGGUAGCAGUGUUUGGCUGGUGAAAAUGUCGACUGUUUUGUAUCUCCAAGUGAAGUUUUCGUGAUCUAACAAUACAGAAUCAUACUUGUAAAAGUAAAGUUUCUGGUUCCUCCCUUUCCCUAACGCUUUCUCAAGGGAAUAAUAAUUUACCGAAUCAAUCAAAUGAGAAAGGAUCACGUUAAUGGUUUCAGAAACAGCCAUAAUAUGUGGGUUUGUUUGGUACCGAAAACGUAGUCUGCAUUGUAACCUCAAAACUUAACCUAACCAGGAAGAUUUCGGUCUCAGUGUUCGUGAGCAAGUUAUUUUUGUAGAUUUUUAAAAGUUACAGAUACAACAGUUCAGUAUGGAUUCAGUCAAAGAGGAAUUACAUUCAGACAGUGAGGGCUGCCCCAUGGUCUUACCUUCUGAAGAAAUUUCCUUUGUUAUGAAACAUGAAUUGCUCCUUGACCCUGAAGCAGUCCCUCUAACAGAUAACACAAAUAUGGAUGACACAUGGAAUUCUGAUAUCGUCAAACAGGAAACGGAAGAUGAAUUAGCUGCAGAGAAAAAUGAAGUAAUUAUGGGCAAUGAAGUGCAGUUGACAUGUCAUCAAGAAGAGUUUGUUUUAGGCGGUUCACUGCCCAGAGAAUUUCGCAUUGGUGACGUAAGUCCAGUAGAUUGUAGUGGAAGGGCUGAUUUUAUUCACAUGAGUAAAAAAUCAUAUAAAUGUGAGUUGUGUACUAAGGAGUUUAAGAAAAUAGGGUGCUUUGUGCGCCACAAAGCUACUCACACUAUCGAAGAAUCAUAUGUCUGUGACUUUUGUAAUAGAAGGUUUUCCAGAAAGGCAUAUCUCAAAGCACAUAUUCGAACUCAUACUGGAGAAAAGCCCUAUGGGUGUUUGAAAUGCAGUAAGAUUUUCUCAACUAGUUCUGCACUUAGUAGGCACACACAUACACAUCUUUACUCUCAUGCUGAAGAAAAGUCCUACAAGUGUGAGGUGUGCAGUAAAAUUUUUACAACUAGUUCUGCACUUUAUGGCCACACCCGAAUACAUUCAAUAUGGAGUAUUCAAAGUUGAACUAUUUUUUUUUUAGAAUUUUAUAUAUAUUGUACACAGUUAAUGAAUGACAAAGUAUUUACGUAUAUUUGUACUAGGUGGUCAAAAGCUAUUUAUGUGAUUGAACAGGAUUGAAUUGAAGUCCUUAUAGUAAUAAACCCUGUAACCCAUGUGCAAACUUAUUACAGUUUCAAAAUGAAUAUAUUAUUUUCUUCA
This is a messenger RNA of Zootermopsis nevadensis, 1628 nucleotides long. RefSeq lists its product as uncharacterized. Gene Ontology annotation, molecular function: DNA-binding transcription factor activity, RNA polymerase II-specific; RNA polymerase II cis-regulatory region sequence-specific DNA binding. NCBI's taxonomy places the organism in Eukaryota, Metazoa, Arthropoda, Insecta, Blattodea, Termopsidae. The record is from RefSeq and is a predicted model, not a curated record. Gene Ontology annotation, biological process: regulation of DNA-templated transcription.